Messenger RNA from Protopolystoma xenopodis, 393 nucleotides. The record is from the annotation of a GenBank genome assembly. NCBI's taxonomy places the organism in Eukaryota, Metazoa, Platyhelminthes, Monogenea, Polystomatidea, Polystomatidae.
AUGCAGUCGACGAGACAUCCUCCAGCGUUUCCUGCUUUGCUUCCAGACAGAGCCGUGCCUAUAAAUCGAGAUGAAUUGAAAGGAAAAUUAGAUGAUUUGCUUAUCAAAAAUGCAGAUCUUAAAACAAAAUUAGAGCAGACGACCAGACUAGCUGGAGAAGCGACCAUUUUGAAGGACGAACUAGACAUUGCCAAGGAAGAGGCGCUAACAGCCACUCGUUCUGCUGCAGCAACAGAGCAGUGGCGGCGUCGUGCUGAGGAAGCAACUGAGUUACGUCAGCGUUGUGCACAAUUGGAGGCGGAGAAUGCAGCUUUCAUCAAACGUGUUGAACAGUUGGAACAGGUCUACAUAAUCUUUUGCAUCUAUUUGUCUUUUUAUCCAUCCUUGCCUUAA